Molecule: messenger RNA, 2169 nt
Organism: Xiphias gladius (swordfish)
Lineage: Eukaryota; Metazoa; Chordata; Actinopteri; Istiophoriformes; Xiphiidae
Product: EF-hand and coiled-coil domain-containing protein 1
Exons: 9
Coding region: 10-2082 (690 amino acids)
Source: RefSeq, a predicted model, not a curated record
CUUGACUUGAUGAGCCGGGAAGGAAUCCAAGGUGAGGUUUCCAGGGAAUUACGCAGCGUGAAAACCACACCGGGAAAGUGUUUCAGGUUUGAAAUCAUAUCCGGUGCUAAUGCGCACAAUCAGAUUUUUAUUUGGGGACAUCUAGAAGAAAAAUUUACUUUCUUUGCAGUCAUGGAGCGCACAGCAUUGGCCCUGUCGCGCGCCGAGCCCUCGCCGCGAGCAGCGCGUAAAAGCGAGUGGCUCCGGAGCGCUCUGGCCCAUCACCACUCCCCUGAUCCCGGCGUGGAGAACGAAAUCGUCGUCCUGGCCACUGGAAUAGACCAAUACCUGCAGGAGGUCUUUCACCACUUGGCCUGCCCCAACCGGGACGAUACGGUGACGGCAGAGGAUUUCACCGCGCUGUGCGCAGUGCUGGGGCUCACCGGGGCGGGAGGGAGGACGAGAAAAGGAAAGGACGGAGCUAGAGAUGGAGAUGGAGAGAAAGAUGUGGAAGAUGAAGAGUCUAGGGAUGUCUGCUCUGGGCUGCCCUGCCAGCUGUCCUUUAAAGACUUCCACUCGCGGCUCUGUGGGUAUUUCCGUGUGCGCAGUGCGCGUAGAGGCACCGGAGAGUGUGCGUGGCGCUUGCCCCUUACUGAGGCGACGGAGCUGGUCGAGAGACAGAUCCGGCUCCGCUGGCCGCGUGUCAGGCGCAGAAAGUGUGUCAGUUUUGACCUGACGAGGGCCCAGGGUGUACCUGUAGACACAUCUAGCAAAGGUCGAGCCACAGAGGACCGUGAGACAGAUGAGGUAUCAGCUCUGAGGGAGCUGGUGGAGGACCUCCGGUCGGCGCUGCAGGGGAGCGAUGCUCGCUGUCUGGCCCUGGAGGUGGCACUCCGACGGGAGAGGAGCCGCACCCUCCCUUCUCCCUCCAGCUUUAGCUCCACUGUUUCAGCUCCUACGACUUCCAUCACCUUCAUACAAGGAAAACUGGUAGCAACACACAGAAUUAAAGGACAGUGCAGUGGUGCUGGAGGAGACGCGGCCAGGACGCUGGCGAGGAGACAGGAAAUCAGGGACCCCCUUCUGAGGGAGCUGAAGCUGAUCCGCUCCUCACGUGACGGGCAGCUGGAGGAGGCCAUCAAAUACAAUGAGCGCCUGGAGAAGGAGCUGCAAUGGGCGUACCAGGAGGUGCACAAGCUGCAGGGGGUGGAGUCUGCACUGAGGAAGAAGAACGCUCAGAUCAGGAAGCGGGCGGAGGAGGCCAGGGAGGCUCUGAGCUUGGGGCUACAGAGGGUUCGGCUGAUCCAGGAGAAGGCUCAGUCUGUGCCACAGCUCCAGUCCAGGAUCACCCAGCUGGAGACUGAACUGCACCAGUACAGGUCCUGCUGUACCUGCCUCUUUGACUCCUCCCGUCAACAAAUGUAUCCAUUGGGAGCAGAAGACACCUGUAGGAAGACAGAUGCCGAGUGUCUGCAGAGAGCAGUAGAGGGGAGAGCUGCCUCUGAUGAAGAGGAUGACGACAGGGGGCAGAGGGACGAAGGACAGUGCUGCCCGUUAGAGGGGAAGAAGCACAUCAGCCGACCGCACGGCUGUGGAAAGGGGUGUCAGAACCCAAUGGUCCAUCACCUCCUCUCUCGGAGUCAGCUGCAUAAUAAAAAGCUCAUCGGCACUUCUAAAGACAGGAGGGGGCGCUGCGGUUGGAGGGGAGAAAACCAAGAGCAGCUUGAGGGAGGCAGAGAAAAGAGGCCCGAGGACGUGGCGGACAAGACAAGGCUGGAGGAGGAAGAAAAGACACGGCUGUUUUUGCUGGAGGAGAAGCUCACGGAUGCCCUCACACUGCUGCUGCAGCUACGCAACAAGAACAUGUCCCGCAGGGCCCUGGGGAAGAUUGUGAUGGACACUCUUGAUGUCUGCAGUAGGAGUGGAGAUGGUCCGUCCAGGGUCCUACAGGUAGCUGAUGCUCUCUGCCUCCGGUUGUCCUCCAGUGAUCUCCUUGGAGAUGCAGGGGAUGAUGGAGGAGGAGGAGAGAGCAGAGAGAAGCUCCUAGUUACAUCUUCUGGCCAUCAAACCAGCAGCACCAACUCUCUGCUCAUCUCCUGUUAAAUAACUUCGGCUUGUUUUACAUGGGUGCCCAUGUAAGUUGUGUAUCCCAGAUUUUGAAACUGAUUCAGUCUAUUUAAGGAUGAAUUU